Ambispora gerdemannii is the source of this 336-nucleotide messenger RNA. The record is from the annotation of a GenBank genome assembly. Lineage: Eukaryota; Fungi; Glomeromycota; Glomeromycetes; Archaeosporales; Ambisporaceae.
AUGGUCUCGAAUAACUUACAAGGAGUUAUCGUAUUUAACGAAACGCAACGCGUUAACGAAAAACGGGCAAAGUUAUUAAUUUGGUUCAUUAUAGGAAGUUUAAUCGUUAGCUAUAGUAUUUGGAAUGUUUGGCGAAUGAUGGAAGCAAUAAAGUCACCUGUCAUCAUCGGUUCAAGAAUUGCAAACCGAGCUGAAAUACCUGUACCUGGUGUCGUAAUUUGCGGACCACCAUUAGAUAAGCCAAUUGAAUGCUUUGAAAGCAAAGGUAAAGUCUGUCAUGACUACGUUGCAGUUGAAAACGUUACUCAAUUUGUUAAUAUGCGUGGCUUCAAUAAU